Molecule: messenger RNA, 1155 nt
Organism: Microtus oregoni (creeping vole)
Lineage: Eukaryota; Metazoa; Chordata; Mammalia; Rodentia; Cricetidae
Gene: Iah1
Product: isoamyl acetate hydrolyzing esterase 1 (putative)
Exons: 6
Coding region: 16-909 (297 amino acids)
Molecular function (GO): hydrolase activity, acting on ester bonds
Source: RefSeq, a predicted model, not a curated record
GCCGGUCACAGAGCGAUGGAGUGGGCCCCCACAGCCCCGAUCUACCGACUCACGGGGCCCAGAAAAGCCGGCGGGAGAAACAGAAGACCAGGCUCCGCCCACGGCUGGCUCCGCCCCCCGGAGGCUCCACAUCCGGCACGGUGUUCUGAGUCCGGCACCAUGGCGCUGUGUGAGCGUGUUGCUGGCGGGAGCUCUUUGCUCUGGCCUCGCGUGUUGCUUUUCGGGGACUCCAUCACCCAGUUUUCUUUCCAGCCGGGUGGAUGGGGCGCAUUGCUGGCUGACCGACUUGUCAGAAAAUGUGACGUUCUGAAUCGUGGAUUUUCAGGUUACAACACCAGAUGGGCCAAGAUUAUCCUCCCAAGACUAAUUAGGAAGGAGAACAGUGUGGAAACCCCGGUGGCAGUUACCGUCUUCUUCGGUGCCAACGACUCCUCUCUCCAAGGUGAGAACCCCAAGCAGCACGUCCCACUGGAUGAGUACAGAGCGAACUUGCGGGACAUGGUGCAGUACCUGACGUCUGCGGGCAUCCCCCAGGAGCGAGUCAUCCUCAUCACCCCGCCCCCGCUGCACGAAGCAGCCUGGGAGAAGGAAUGCAUCCUGAAAGGGUGCAAACUAAAUCGCCUGAACGCAGUUGUGGGUGAAUAUGCUAAUGCAUGUGUACAAGCAGCCAGAGACUGUGGGACGGAUGUCCUCGACCUGUGGACCCUGAUGCAGAAGGACAACCAGGACUUCUCAUCCUAUCUAUCAGAUGGCCUGCAUUUAUCACCAGUGGGAAACGAGUUUCUGUUCUUAAACCUCUGGCAGCUGCUGGACAAGAAAUUCUCCUCUCUGCCAUGGCUGCUUCCCUACUGGAAGGACGUGGAGGAAGCAAAGCCCGAGCUGAGUCUUCUAGGGGACGGAGACCAUUAGUCGGCCCGGGAAACCUUCCCAGUUGGUAAUUCACAAACAUCUAGAAGCUAAUUAAACAUUUUUUCAAGAUUAACAUCUUUAUAGACAUUGGUGUUUUGCCUGCAUGUAUGUCUGUGUGAGGGUGUCAGAUCCCCUGGAACUGGAGUUAAAGUUGUGAGCUGCCGUGUGGGUGCUGGGAACUGAACCUGGAUCCUCUGGAAGAGCAGCCAGUGCUCUUAACCACCAGGCCAUCUCUCCAGCCCCCUA